AUGGGAUCGAAUUCCGCUAAUAGUUCUGUCAAUAAUACAGAACGCCAUUCUAAUCCACACAGAACACAGACGUCUUCAUUGCAGAAAGGUAACAGGCCCCACCAGCUAUUCAUUCCUACCAAUAGCAACAAAAGCACCACAUCGUCUAGUUCAAGGCAGCUUAGCAGAGAGAGCCACUCCAAUAAUGGAAAUGGUAGUCUAGGAUUCCGGACAGAAACAUCAUCGGGAAUUCACUCGGGCACAGAGACCCGCAAGUCAAGGUCCCGCUCAACCAGUCAAGUUCUUAAUAAUAAUCUCCCCCAGACAAAUCAAUACCUAGCACAGGAGAAAGUUUAUCUCAAAAAGAUACGAAAUCAUGCUAUUGAUGACUAUUAUACCAAAGGUAUUAGUGGAGCAGAUAUUGAGCCAAAGGAAACAGACGUUAUUACGAAUGAUGACGAUGAUGACGACGACGAUGACGAUGGACGACGUAACUUUGCAUGGCAAUUCCGAUCUCUUGGACAGAUUUGGAGAAUGAAAAAUAUCAGAUAG
Molecule: messenger RNA, 531 nt
Organism: Clavispora lusitaniae ATCC 42720
Lineage: Eukaryota; Fungi; Ascomycota; Pichiomycetes; Serinales; Metschnikowiaceae
Source: RefSeq, a predicted model, not a curated record